Molecule: messenger RNA, 2881 nt
Organism: Hypanus sabinus (Atlantic stingray)
Lineage: Eukaryota; Metazoa; Chordata; Chondrichthyes; Myliobatiformes; Dasyatidae
Gene: arhgap19
Product: Rho GTPase activating protein 19
Exons: 12
Coding region: 24-1496 (490 amino acids)
Biological process (GO): signal transduction; regulation of small GTPase mediated signal transduction
Cellular component (GO): cytoplasm
Molecular function (GO): GTPase activator activity
Source: RefSeq, a predicted model, not a curated record
CAACGGCUACUCUGUGGCUCAAGAUGGAGGAUCCGGGGGACACCACCUGUAAUAUUGUGAUCAGCACUGAACCAUCACCUCACAGGAAGCCCAUCAUCUUUGAUCCAGACUUCUUUGUGGAAAAACUUCGUCAUGAGAAGCCGGAAGUCUUUCUAGAGCUAGUUGUGAGCAAUCUGACACGCCUAAUUGACCUGCCUGGCACAGAAUUUUCUCAGCUCAUUGGUGAUGAGGAGCCCAAGUUGCCGACUAACACCAGUUUCUUCCGCUCAUUUAAUUUCCUGAAGCGCAAAGAAAAGGGAGUUGUAUUUGGAGCUCCACUGACGGAAGAGGGAAUCGCUCAGGUUUAUCAGCUCAUUGAGUAUCUUUACAAAAACCUCCAUGUAGAGGGCCUGUUUCGUGUUCCUGGGAAUAUUGUGCGACAGCAGACCCUGAAGGAAGCCUUAAACACUGGAGCAGACGUAGACCUGGAUUCUGGGGAAUUUCAUCCAAAUGAUGUAGCCACUUUGCUGAAAAUGUUCCUUGGAGAGCUUCCAGAACCACUUCUCAGUCAUCGGCACUUUAAUGCCCACCUCAAAAUAGCAGGUCUAAUGGUGUUUGAUGCCACGGGGAAAAAGCCCAUUCCUGACAAGGAGCGUCGGAUUGAGGCUCUCCAACUGCUGUUGCUGUUGCUACCCUCGGCUAGUCGGAACUUGUUGAAGUUACUGUUAGACCUGCUGUACCACACUGCCAAACAACAGCACAGGAACAAGAUGUCUGCCUCCAACCUGGCACUAAUGUUUGCCCCACACAUCAUCUGGCCCAGAAAUUUGGUUGCUGCUGAUCUCCAGGAGAAUAUCACCAAGCUGAAUAAUAGUGUGGCAUUCCUGAUUAAACAUUCCCAGAAGCUUUUCCGGGCCCCAGCAUACAUCCGGGAACUUGCCAGACUACAGUUCACAGGAUCAAAAAUUGCAGUUUCAAAGGAUGACCUGGAUCUGACACCAAUCCCAGACUGCCCAAACUUGCUUUCGGUGAGUGGUAUGAAGCGGAGCCGCCUGCAUUCAGUGGCGAGGCAUGAAGAGACCCAGCAGCGGACUGAGGAAGCCCUGAGGGAAUUGUUUAAGCAUGUCAGCAACAUGCCUGAUUCUGCCAAAAAGAAGAAACUCGUGAGACAGUUUAAUAAAAACUCUGUGGCCGGAACUCCUGAAGGAUUUGCUUCGCCCAGAAGCAAGAAGCAUGUGCGCUCCCGGUCAUUUGGAGGCCUCAUUAAGCGUAAAGUUUUAGGUGGUCACUACGCAUCAGAAAGAAAGAGCAGGAUUCUGCUAUCUGAUGUGGCGACUCAGAGCUGUGAGCAGCCGAGGGAACAAGGGAAGGAGAAUCUGGAACAGAAUCCUGUGGAACUGUCAUCUCUGCACCUCAGCCACCUCCGGUCAAAUUCAACAGAUGAGAUUCUCAGUGAGAGGAAGCAGGAAGUGCCCAGAGGGAUUCGAAUGGUCAUAACACAGGAGUCAGCCAUGUAGCCCCAGUAAAAUGGUGAAGAUUCGUCCGAGAGUCAGGACAGCCACUGAUGUGAACUUAAGUAUUGUUUACAAAGACGACGUAGAAUUAAUUCCCUGUGGAAACAAGACAAAUUUUAUACAGUCUGGGAUAAAACUGGCUGAUGCAUAUCAAGGGACAAUGGAUCGUUGGUUAAACGACUCAUCUCCAGGGAUGAGCUUGGAUACAUGGAUUUAAAGGGCUUGGGUGUGAGAAGUGAGUGUGAGAGGUAAGUUGCAGAAAUGUGGUGAGUGACUGAAAAUGAGCCUGCUGCUUUGACAAUUGUUUCCAGAACAUUUAAAUAAUUGGCUGUUACUACAUAAAAUGCUACCUGUGCAGAAUACAACACCACCUUUCACUAAGUCUUAAUACAGAAAAACAUACAACCAAAACAAAAGCUCAUCAGCGUGAGGGGUGGGGGUCAGGAGUGUGGUGGUGUUGUGAAGAGAAUUGUGGAUUGUUUCCAUGUCAUUGAGGGUCAGGUUUCUAGACGGCAUCUUAGGCUGAGCUAGAGUCAGUAUUUGCAAAGCUGCCCCAGCAGACCAUUGACUGAUGUCAUUAAUUUACUGAUCUUUAUUUUGUGUUGUGGACUUGCAGGGCCAGGCAGUACAAAGGUGUGUCAGUAACAGUUUAAGUGAGACACUCCUGCCUGCCUGCCUGCAGAGAAAUACAACUUUCAAGUCAGCGGGAGAGUUUAGUGUCUUGGUGCGGGGAAGAUGCAGUGAGCUUAUGGGAAGAGGUCAUGUUGGAAGGUUGAUGUUAAAGGUCAAGAGAUAAUAGUGGAAAGUAUAAACUGAUAGAAAUCCAUUGAUAAAAUACUUAAUCUAAUUUUUACUGAAUCAAUAUGUUGUUUGAGGGUGCUGGACUUGCAUCUAUCUUAUUAACCAGGUCCAAGACCAGUCUCUGUAUUCUAGACUAAUGUCGUGUUAAAUUGGCCUAUGGCGUUUGCUGGCUGCCCAUGGGUGUAUAGGAGGAGAAUGAAACUUGGUUUUGUGAACUGGGAGACCAGAUUCCUGGUCUAACUGCUUCUCUACAUCACAUUGGUCUUAGCCAGACCUUGGUUUUAAUCUGUCGACUGAGAUAUAAUGGGCUCAGUUAAAUUGCACUGUACAAUGCAUACCUGUUAGACCCCAUAAAUUGAGUCUGUGUGAUGUUAGUCUAAUGUUGGUGCUUUUUCCUAAUGAACUGGCAUAUGUUUGAGUGAAUUGGCUCUGAAAUAAUGUGAAUCUUUUGUACUGUGAGUGGCUAUAGCCUCCAAACUUUUAACAUCCAUGUGCUUGUAUUUAUGCAAUGUAUACUAGAACUUUUUGUUUAUAUUUUUGUAUUACAAGGCAAUAAUUCACUUUUGGUAAAAUGAAAGAUACCAACA